Molecule: messenger RNA, 7755 nt
Organism: Cladocopium goreaui
Lineage: Eukaryota; Dinophyceae; Suessiales; Symbiodiniaceae
Source: the annotation of a GenBank genome assembly
AUGCCCACACUCCUUGCUCGAGCUUCUGAGUGUUCUCCUAGUGGUGGUGGUUUCAGAUGUGCGUCCAACUCCUGCCCGCACGGACGUCUGCAAGCACUAGUGUCCAUGGCGACAUCGACGGCAACCUUGUCUCCCUUACCUGGUGCACCGGAUGUCUCAGAAACGGACGAUGGAGAUGAGGUUGCCGAUGCUGCAUCUCGCAUUUUGGCCGCCAGUUUCGCGCAGGCCAUGCUACCAGAAGGCAGCGCUGCGUUCAAACCCUGGGAUCACCUGCGACGGUUGGUGGAAGCCAGGCGUCAGAACUCAGGGAACUUUGCCUCGCAGAAUGCAGGCAGUGUAGCAGGGUCCUCGGCUUUGAGAUAUUCAUCUCUUUUGAAAAGAAUUCGUGGAGAUGCAGGCGGAGAUAGUGUUGAAGGCAAAUUGGAUGAUGUUGACGAGGAAGCAGUUGUGGAAGCACAAACUCAUUCUGAUAGAAGCUUAGCAGAAGCCUGGGAGGAACAUGGAAAGGAUGUCUCAGAAACGGACGAUGGAGAUGAGGUUGCCGAUGCUGCAUCUCGCAUUUUGGCCGCCAGUUUCGCGCAGGCCAUGCUACCAGAAGGCAGCGCUGCGUUCAAACCCUGGGAUCACCUGCGACGGUUGGUGGAAGCCAGGCGUCAGAACUCAGGGAACUUUGCCUCGCAGAAUGCAGGCAGUGCAGCAGGGUCCUCGGCUUUGAGAUAUUCAUCUCUUUUGAAAAGAAUUCGUGGAGAUGCAGGCGGAGAUAGUGUUGAAGGCAAAUUGGAUGAUGUUGACGAGGAAGCAGUUGUGGAAGCACAAACUCAUUCUGAUAGAAGCUUAGCAGAAGCCUGGGAGGAACAUGGAAAGGAACCACCAAUCACAUUCUGGGAUGCAUAUUUUGAAUUCACUCGUGUGGCCCGAGCUCAUUGUUUGGAAUAUGUCAUGGAGACCUCUUCGGGCUUCAUUCGAAAAAGGGAUUUCUGCACCGCAGCGUGGCUCCUGGCGCCAUUCCCACAGCUCAAGCCAUUGGUCAUCCUGUUGUGCUGGGAAGAGUUUCGUCGAGAUGUCAAAAGCCUUCAACACUUGCUGGAUACCUUGUGGAAAUCCUAUGCUGAGGAGACAUUUCGAGACAGUAGCAAGGUGGGUGACUUGCUGGUGGACUAUUGGGUGGAGGUCCUGAACUAUCGCCUUUUUGCCGCUGGCUGGAUCUCCAAAGUGGUGGUGGAGCAGGCCCAACAAGCGCCACGGCGACAAGCCAUGGCCCCACGCCGGGAACGGAAGGAGCUGCGAUCCUUGGAUUCUCCCCGUCGAACUGAAGGCGAAUCUGAGGAAGCGACGACGGAGAUGGCUGGGGUUGGUGGGGUGCAGAUGGUGCAGGAAGUGGCGGCAGAUGUCUUGGACGCGAUCACCUCUCACAGCAUCCUCUAUGUGAUGCGCCCCAAUCUGCCGAUGGUGGACAGCCACACUUUGUUGUCGUCCUUGCAUUCCUUGCCUCAACUUCGACAGGAGGCUGCAGCUUUGGAACAUUCCUACGACUUGGAUUUGGCCCAUUGCUACUACACCGUCCGUUGCGCCAUGUACCUCAUCGCUGGUUGUGUGGCGGAGGGUGCUCCUGCCCCAGACCAUAAAGUAAUACAGGAUGGAAUUCAUGAGUUGGAUAGCUUGAUGAGUUGCAUCGAACGGACUCGUUUGAAGGUCUCCGUCUUCUUGUUCGUGUCUUCGCUAUGCUUCGCAAGGCAUCACCACUUACAAGCUGCGCGAAGCUCUGACCAAGAGAACUUCUUAGUGCCGCCAAACGUCCUCUUGUCCUUGUUGCUUCUGUUGCGACAUCACUUGCAACCUCUGGCAGCCAAGAACGAGUUGGAUCCUGGUUUAAAGGCUACUAUUCAGCAGCUCCAACUCUUCACGCGAGAGGCGAUUUGGCGAAUCUUUAUUUCGCUCAAGGACUACUUCAUCUAUUCUCAGCUUGCAGCGCCUACGGGUGGUGCGGUUCCGGUGGCUACGCACAGGGUGGGGGAUGAAAUGGCCAUCACCGAAGAAACGGCGAGUGACUGGGCGUCAGCCAUUGGUGCAGUCACUGUGGGUGAGAUGGCUAUCCUGGAACCAGAGAGCCACAUCAGCGGCAGAGUGGGAGGAGAUGUGCAUCCGCUUCGCCAGUUCUGCACCCCCAUGGAUGUGCCUUUGUCGCUGCUGCCAUCUUUGUUCAUUCCCAGGAUGUUGUCAAGUCCAGGGACUUUGCUGCCACUUGUUGGUGCUUUGAGGCAAAGAUCUCUGAAGAUGAACGACUACGCCCUGAGUCAGCAGCUUCUGAAGCACUUCCCUACCUUGCGUGGCGGUCAAGUCGAGGCUGCGGUGCAAAUUGCUGAGCAGUUCAAGGAGCUACGGCAGUUGUUGGUGAAUCGAAAAUCCACCAAAGGACAAGGUGAAGCGGAGGACAAGGUCCUGGAAGAAGAGGAACAAUUCAACAAGCAGCUUGAAGCGUCGUUGCAAGUGGGCCUGCAGACAGUCCCCAACGCCGAAGGAGUUGCUACGGGCUUGACGGAUUUGCUGAGUUCACUGUCCAGACCUUUAUUGGCCUUCUAUGUCCUGGUGGACCUGGCCGUUUCGGCUGCUCCCUUCAGCCAGAUGAGCACCUUCCUGUUGAAGAAGGGCACCUCUUGGCUUUCGGAAGGGGAAGCGGUGCCCCUGGCCAUGCGAAGUUUCUUCGAAAACUGGGUGGAACGCCUCUGCGUCCUGGUGGAAGUUCGCCCCGAGCUGCGCGAUCGCGCCUCGUUGGCGUCGAUCAUCUUGGGUAUUGAGACGCUACCCUCGGAGCCGGCGCUGCUGAAGUCCCACUUGAAUCGAUUGCACACCCAACGGCAUGCCAUCUUGUCCCUAGUGGAGAGUGUAGACCUGGUGAAGAAAGGCCAGACGUCGGCAUCACAGAGAACCUUGGUGGAUUUCCUGUCCACCACCAUCACUUCCUUCAACCGUGAAGAGGAGGACUCCUCCAAAGAUUCCAAGGCACCUGAGGACCGUGAAGAAGCGGUGCAGAUCUCUGAAGGUUUGGGAUCCUCUAGGUAUUUGCUGCGCUUCUUGGAGUACUUGGCACGCGUCGCUGACUUGAUGCACUCUGCUUCCCUGGACGCUGGUUUGCGCAAACCCAAGGGCAAGACAGAGGCCACCGCCCCAAGUGCCCUAGCUGUGCCCAGUGAGAAGCGCGAAACGCGCGAAACGGUGACCAUUGCCCUUGAAAGCCAUGAAGAUCAUGAAGCAGAUGCCAAAGGUGAUGAGGAAGAUCCAGAAGCAGCAGGUGUCACCAAGCUGUUUGAUGUGCUCGCCGAAGCUCCCAAAGGCAUCGUGGCCCGACUGCUGUUCGAGCUGGGCGGCCAUCGGCAAGCAUUAGCACUGUCAGAGAUGAUGAACAUUGACAUCGUGGAGGUGAUUGUGAAUUCAUCCUUCAAGUGGUCUGAUGGAGUGCAGCCCAGAGGCCAAAAUUCAUUCGCUUCACUUCCUGAAUAUCCCAUGUCUAUGGAGGUGGUCCAAUACCUGGCUCAACACGAGCGGGAGUUGCCGUUGGUUUUGUGUAAGGAGGCGCCGCUGCUGGCGACCCUGGCAUGCUUGGAAUGCCGUGGACAUCGCUGGCCCUCGUGGCAAAUGUUACACUUUGCAAAGGAGCAGAGCCACCAUUUCCCCGCCUUACACCGAUGGGUGGAGGAACGGCAAACCAUUUUGCAGGCCAUUCAAUGGGUGGAUUCUUCCCAUCCAGCUGCCAGAGGUUUGCCCCCCUUACUACUGGGCCGAUCCCAGAGUCAGCAAGCACUGGCAGAUGGCAUGGAAUGCAGUGGCUAUACGGAAGCUGAGUUUGCAAGUUUCAGUGAAGAUGAGCAGCUGGCCCUUAGAGCUGCGGGUGAUGAUCAGGAGGCCUGCAUGUCAGCUGCAUAUACGCAGCUGGUGAAUGCACUCAUUGCAGAAGGACGGCAUGAGCUAGCCCUGCAGAUUUGUGAUGAGCAUUUGCCGGUGGAUAGUUUGCUGACUGACAAGGUCCUGCAUCUUUACUUGAAUAGCCCCAGCGCUACGAAACCAGAGACGGAUGCAGUGCACGAAUUGCUGGAUCAUGAGUGCAUGUACCGUGUGAAAAGCCACGCAAUAGCUGCACAAUUGACACUGGAUCGCUACAAGUGUUGGGAUGUGGAUACUGCCGUGCAGACCCUGUCGAUGUGCUUGCAACGCAUUGAACAAGAGCCCUCAGGUAACACUGAGGCCAGUCGCGCGGCUGCUUUGAAGCAGGAACUCCGGCGAAUCCUGCAAAGGAUGGUCUCAUUUGAGAAGAUCCUUCAGGCAUCAGAGGGGCGAUGGCAAGUUUGGCAGGAAAUCGAAGAUAUGAGCAAGGCGCAGGUCAGUGAAGCUGUUGAGCAUUUGCUUUCCCUUCAGCAGCAUGACAUGGCGAGGACACUGGCGCAGAUGUAUGGCAUGACAGAUCCUUUGCACUCUCUAGAACUGUCGCGCUUGCACUACCUUUUCACUACCAAAAACGACAAGACCAAUGCGGUGAACCGACUGCUCUCACUUCCUCCUUCACAGGCAGUUUCCUUUGCACUGCAACUGCUAGACAUGUUUGACGUGAUCCAGCACCGGGCGCUUUUAUGCCAGAUGCUCCUCACUCAAUUUCAAUCGUGGCUGUCGUCCGCAGAGGAGGAAAGGCUUCGUGUACUUCUGGCGUCAUUGCAACUGCUGCAGGAGGUUAGUGAGACCAUGAAACCGCACUUCCUAAAGCUGCUGAGGAAGCCUGAGCUGAUUGUGGAAAGCCUUCUGAUGAAUGCUCGGGUGGAUCUCCUCAAAAAGUUCCUGGAAGAUUUUCCGGAAUACCGUCAUGACCAGCUGAUUCUACGCUAUGCUCGCAAGGCCCUGGGUCUAGUUGAUCAAAGAGAGCAAGGCGAGGACGCUCGAGCAGCAUCUUUUGAUGUGCCAAGAUCUGCGAUGGACUCAGAAGGUCUUGGCGGACCAUGGUGUUUGACAGGGUCUGUGACAGAUCAAGUGAUUCGUUCUCAUCACCACUUUGAAGAUGCACCCAGUAGCCACUUGGCAGAACGCAUCUUGGAGCUUUGCUCUGAUGGUCCCGAGAAUGCCGCUGCUUGCUUCCACAUUUGUGAUGAUCUCUCCCUUCGCUUAUACGAUCUGACGACUUCUGACGCUUCAUCUUCUCAGCCACCUGCAGCAAAGUCAGCUCGCUUGUUGACAUUUCUGAUUAGGCGCUUACUGAAGUACCUGCAAAGCAAAUUUUCGGGUGCUGGCAGUGCUGGCAGUGGCCGGGAAGUCCAACUGAAGCUGCAACUCAGUUGUAACAACUUGGACUUCCUGCCGCGUCUAUGGCAUGUCAGCGGCAAGAGGGUCAGCUUGGCCCAGCUCUGUGAUGCCACAGAGGCUGCCCAGCUAAGGGAUGCCUUGGUGAAGGAAGAUCACCUCCACUUGGCCUUGGAGUUGUGCAAGCGAUGUUCGCCCUUGGAGCGAAGUGAGACCCAGGGCUGGCACAUUUCAGCUGAUCCAGUGAGGGAAGCCCAGGCAGUGGCACUUCAACGCCUCAGUUUAUUUGAAGAAGCUCGACAGGAAUUCAGCAUGACUGAUGAGGCAGGCUCUGCUGGCCGACAAGCAUCUGAAAAUGCGCUCAGUGCCUUUGAGGAUGCGAUGCGCUAUCCACCCCUGUACGACUUGGCUGCCCUGGAGCAGCAGCGAAGCAUUUACACCUUCAACCGCUUGCAGAGAAAGUUGUACCGCUCCACUGCCACCAUGGCCAGUUUGCCAAUCUUCAUGCAGCCGGACUGUUCAGAAGAAGCAGUUUCUGUGCCAGUUGUGCCGAUCAGCCAAUCUCCGGAAACUGUUUUCAAUGCAAAGGCGGGCGCCCAGAACGGCACGGCGACCGCUCCGGCGACCUCUGCGUCGGCGCUGGAGGAUCGGCUACGGGAUGCGCUACAUCGACGGAGCAAAUGGAAUGACGCUGCCAAGGUGAAAGACGUGCAACAGACGACCUUGGUGAACUCUGUGACUUUCCUCACGCCACCCAUCCAUCCCUCAGAAAUGUCGCGCUGGUCCACCCUGACGGACAUGGUCACCCUACGCAACAAGACAGCAAAGGCUGGCCAUCCAAAGGCUGAUGCCAAUUCUGCUGAAGUGAAAGCUCCUGAAGAACCCAAACCAGGAGGAUAUCCAGGUCAAUCUGCUGCAGAUGAGAAAUCUCGGGACAAAGAUCGACCCGAAGAAGGAGUGGUCGAGGAGGUGGCAGAUCCAGUCUUUGAAGAGGAAGAUGAUGCCAAUUUGAUCCCUGAGAUCAGUUACGACAAGCUAACCAUGGACAUGGCGAGUGUCUGUUGCGCUUGUUCGGCCACCUUGCAUAACUUGAGAAGUCCCAGCAAUUUUUGGCCUGAGGAUCGGCAAACGCAUAGCUUUAUGCCUGCCAGCCCCAUGGCCUUGCCCCUGGCAGCUCCAAUGAAUCUGGCUGGAGUUAAAGGCCUUGGCAGGCCUUUGAGUUCUCAGGCAUUUCAAGAGUUGCUUCAAUUCCAAGACAAAUAUGGAUCUGCUGAAUCCCUGAUCAGUUUGCUGGUUCGGGAACGGAGGCUGGCGAAAGCUUGUCAGUUCAUUUUCAGCGAGAAGGUUGACAAGCGCCUCUUCGUAGAUGUGGUGGCGCAUCAUUGCCUGGCGCACAAUCAAUUCCAUGAGCUUCAGAAGGUCAUUUUGGACUUUGAUCCAUCCCUGCGAAGGGUGCAGGAGUACCUGAAUUCCGUCAAGGACUUCCUGCGUGACAGACGUGCAUUGGACUUGCUCUACUCAUAUGAAGUCUUUACCAAGAACUAUGUGAAUGCUGGCUUCCUGGCUGUGCAGCUCUUUGUACAAUCCUCCACCUGGGAUGCCAGAGUAGGACAUCUGCAAAAUGCUGAAGCACACUUGGGCUUUGCCCACCGAAAGGUCAUGAGCAAAAGGAAGGGUGAAAGUAAAGAUGGCGGUGCAGAUGUGCCCGAUGCCAGCGCCACUACCGCUGUAACCCAUGAAGCGAUCAUCUCUGGAGAAGCUGCUGGAGACAUCAACGAAGCAGGUGCCACCGACAUCAAGCGCAACUUGGAGACGGUCCGCAUCCAACGAGCCGUUUGUGAGGCCAUGCCUACUGAGAUGCCACAGAAUGCCACCCUCUUUGGGGACCUGCCAGCACAAUGUGAAGUGGCAGAGCUGUUGAUGGUGAAUGGUCACUUCAAAUUGGCACAGAAAGUCAUGGAUUUCCUGGACCUCCCUGCGGUGGAGCUGUGUAUCCGCGCUUCCAACCAGAUCGCAACACAGCAGGCGCGCAAUGGCGUGGGGGGAUCCAUCGCUCCAGUGGUGAAGUUCCUUCAGGCCAUUCCCAAGUUGCCACCAGUGGAAUGGGACAGCCUGGUGUCCAACGUCGUGAACAUUUGGAUCAUCGAAAAGGAGGAGUUGAAUGCAGAUCGCUCUGCUGCAUCCCAGUUGGUGCCUUUCAUUCAGGAUGAAAGAUGUAAGAUGGAUGCCAUGAUUCUGAUUGGAAACCUGCAGGGUGCCUUUCACAUUGCGCAGCGCUUGGGUAGCAUGCAGGAUGUCUUGCACAUCAACAGUCGGGCUCAAGCCGUGGGCGACCAAGAGCUUUUGAAGUCCAUAGCCACCUUCAUGGCCUACAAUCCAGUGGGCAAGAAAAGGUGAGCGAUUCAAAAUGACCCAUUGUUGAUUAGUUAUGAUUAGUUAUGACAUAGAUAAUUAUAUACUACAUGGUUAUGCUAU